UUUAAGAGCAACGGAUCAAGAUAGAAUCUGCCACCAUCAUCAACCAUCUACGAUGCGGCAUUCAAAAUCUUGGCCUGAGUUGGCUGGCCUGAGGAAGGAGCCUGUAGUUUUUCUUUUUAUUUAUUUUGUACCUUUAAAAGGGGCACUGUGUAGAAUCCUGCCUCUAACCAUUAAAAAAAUGAAUUUCAAUUAAUCACAUGCCUUGAACCAGACCAAAAUAGUAUUAGCUAGUCCAUGUGUAAAUUUAACAGGUUUAGGGAGGGGGCAAAUAGUACUGAAAGUGUCUAAAGCAAUUUUUUGUUGACUCCAAAGUCAAUGCAAACUGGUAGAGUGACUUGUGAGAAAGUUUCAAACGGGAAUCUCAGGCACUUUGAACUAUUUUGUAGAUAAAUGUUUGAUUAACUUAACACAUUCCCUGCAGAUGUCUUCUGGUCAUGCAUGUCGCGAUACAGUACACAUCUUACAAACCGUGCCUUUAAGCACAGUGAGAUACUAUCAGUCUUUUUUUAAUUUUGUUUGAUUUAAACAGUAAAAACAAAAAAAAAACGUUAUUUGAAUUGAGUUUCGGCCCACUAGUGUUCUUUUGUUGAAUGUAGGUCUACAGUCCCACCCACCGGUCUGGCUCAGUGGCUUGAGAGUUUAGCAUGACGCCACUCAUGCCCCGCCCCGCAAACUCAAUCUUUGCGUUCAUUUAAUUCCUGCUCUCAUUCCACGCAUACUUCACAUCCCUGUAGAUAUGCGGCGAAUUUUACGCACUCAGCUGGCUGGUUUGUAAAAAAAAAAAAAUCCUAGGCAAUUCUGAAAAUAACCUUACGGCCCUUCAACUAAAUCGUGAUACAGCGAAAAAUAUCACAAUUUACCAUUAUAGUGGUGCUUAAGGCAGGGAGUUGCCAACAGGAAUAUUUUGCUUUCCGACUCCGAGCUCAGGAAAACAUACAAGUCCAGAGGACUUGUUGCAUCCGUGGGAUUUCAUUUGGCCCUUCGAUAGUAUCUGUCCCCUGCAUACUGGGCUCCGGGCCUGGGCUUGGACGAGCCAACCACCACCAUGGACCCCAGCAACUGGAGUGGCAGCGAGAGCCCUGCCGACGACAUGGAGAGGAUGAGCGACGAGGCGGACAAGGGCAUGGACGGGGACCCCGAGGGGGUGUGGAGCCCCGACAUUGAGCAGAGCUUCCAGGAGGCGCUGGCCAUCUACCCCCCGUGCGGGCGAAGGAAGAUCAUCCUCUCGGAUGAGGGCAAGAUGUAUGGUCGCAACGAACUGAUAGCAAGAUACAUCAAAUUACGAACGGGGAAGACGAGGACAAGGAAACAGGUCUCCAGUCACAUUCAGGUCCUUGCCAGACGGAAAUCUCGUGAGUUUCACACCAAACUAAAGGUUACUUGCAUGGACCAGAGCGUGAAGGACAAGGCUCUGCAGAGUAUGGCCUCCAUGUCCUCGGCUCAGAUAGUCUCCGCCACCGCCAUCCACAACAAGCUGGGCCUCCCGAAACCCACCUUCCCCGGGGCGGCUGGGUUCUGGCAAGGCAUGAUAUCUACUGGCCAGCCUGGUUCCUCACAGGAUAUUAAGCCAUUUGCCCAGCAGGCCUACCCCAUCCAGACAGCAUUAACGACCACCAUGUCAGCAUACGAGCCCCCCACUGCCCCCGCUCUGACGACCCCAGCAUGGCAGGGGCGGUCCAUUGGGACCACCAAACUCAGGCUGGUGGAGUUCUCCGCUUUCCUGGAGCAGCAGAGAGACCCAGACUCUUACAACAAGCACUUGUUUGUGCACAUUGGCCAGACGAACUACUCGUACAGUGAUCCUCUCCUGGAGUCGGUUGACAUUCGCCAGAUCUACGACAAGUUCCCGGAGAAGAAAGGGGGACUGAAGGACCUCUUUGGAAAGGGUCCUUACAAUUCCUUCUUCCUGGUUAAGUUUUGGGCGGACCUGAACUGUAACAUCCAGGAUGAAUCCGGGGCCUUCUACGGCGUGACCAGCCAGUAUGAGAGCUCGGAGAACAUGACCAUCACCUGCUCCACCAAGGUGUGCUCUUUCGGCAAACAGGUGGUGGAGAAGGUGGAGACGGAGUAUGCUCGCUUUGAGAACGGACGCUUUGUCUACAGGAUAAGCCGAUCUCCCAUGUGUGAAUACAUGAUCAACUUCAUCCACAAGCUGAAACACCUGCCUGAGAAAUACAUGAUGAACAGCGUCCUGGAGAACUUCACCAUCCUAUUGGUGGUGACCAACAGAGACACUCAGGAGACACUCCUUUGUAUGGCGUGCGUGUUCGAGGUGUCCAACAGUGAACACGGAGCCCAACAUCACAUCUACCGGCUAGUCAAGGAAUAAGACACUAACUUUGUGGUGACAUGCUUCAUUCAGACUGGGAAAGACAGAGACCUACCAGGGCAUGUUGCUAAUGAAGGACAGAGGGACAAAACUAAACGACCGUCCCGGAGUUUUGACAGAGAGAAAUCACUCCUGUGAUUGGGCUGGUUGCGGGAGAGACUUGAGGCAACGGCCCAGCGAAAAACACGCCUUCGGAAAGACUGAAUGACAACCUCAUGGAAAGUGGCUGUGCCUCUACGCAAAAUCCACCCACAAUGCCCUUUGGUUUUUAUUGGGGUGAUGUCUAUCUCGGAUAAUAUAUCCUUAUAUUUUUGUCUUUUUAAUGUAUAUUUGUAUGAGUGCCAUGUGUUGUGUCAUUUUCCCGGACUAGGUGAUGUCUGUGAUGUAGAUACUGUACAGAGGCGGAGGCAUUGUGGAACAUAGGACGUUCUGUGAAUUACAUUUGGAAACUUCUGUCAGUUUCCUGCCUUUCAUUCAUUAGUCAUCACCGGUAUGACCCAUUUUACAGAUCACCAUAGCCUAUCUUAAUUAGAUGCAUAGUAAAACUAUACAGACCAUCACUACAUAAUCAUGUGAACGUCACUAUAACAAUUUCCAAAGAGAAAGUAUGUAGUUUUAAUAUUCUGUACAUUUUGGAAUAACAUAGAUAGCAAAUAUUAAACUAUGAAGGAGACAGAUUAUAGAUAUAAUUCCGGGGACACUGAAACUAUAAGACAUGAAAAAAUAUGCCAGAGAGGCACCACUCAGCGGCACAGCGCUCUAUGGAAGUGGAAAAGCACUGUGAAAACCCUACAGCACCACAAUGGACGUCAGAGUCCAGAGAUUGCUCGUACGUUGUCUUUUCUCUGAGCUGCUAAGGUCCCCCCCCCGUAUGACAAUAAAACAAAAGAAAUCACAAAAUCUCCGUAUUAAACGUUGAGUGGGGAAGUGCUGUACAAUGAGCACCCAUCACAAAAGCACUUAGCCCCCCCCCCCCCUGCAUAGUUAUUAGGAGUGGGCUUUACCUUGUUGAAUGAACCCGGUUCCUUCAGUGGAACCCUAACCCUGCAUCGCCCUGGCUCAGCCCGUCUGUGGGCCCUCGCUACGGGGUGCCUUAGCAUUGGUGGUUGGCUGUGGGAUCCUUACAGAUGCCCCAGCUGGCAUUCAAGCUGUGAACUCUCCCCCAAGCCGGAGGACGGCUCAGUGUUGCGCAUGCAGUGCCUUAAUGAGUACCUUUUGCACCAGAUUUGUUCGGGAAGAAAUGCAUCCCAUAGGUGUGGCACGGUGCCUGUCAUUACACUCGACUGUCAGUGGUUUUACCUGUACUCUCUGUUUUACCUUGUUUUACAAAAUCAGCGUGGUUAAGUCAUAGAUUAUUAGACUAAACAAGUUCCACAUGUCAUAGCAGUAAUAACUUUAUCUUGCCUAUCAAAAACCAAAAAAACCUGGAGACAUGUCAGAUGUGCAAUUGUCCCCUGCACUGUAUCAUAAAGUGCCUUUGCUUAUGACUCUGCAGCUUAGAGAAGGUUUAAAAGAAGCAAAACCAAAAAGUACAAGAAAUGGCAGAAAAGAUCACCAGAAUGCCUUUCCCUGUAGAACUCAUUAAUAGAACAAUAACACUACUUCAAAAAAAACAAAGAUUGGACCCCUGGGUACAUGUUCAAUGUAAAGUAUUUUCAAUAGUUGGAGGAUCCAUUAUACCCCUGUGGGGGGGUCUAUCAAUCACAUCAUUUUCACAGGGAGUGGAAUGUGUCAUCAUAGCAUUAUACACACACUAACCCACUACAGUCCAGGAAACAGAAUACUGUAUACUUGUGUUACAUUGUUGCUGAAGACAAUUGAUCAGGGUUCAUGUUGUAUCUGGAAGACCUUGUGUUCUUUCUUAUAAUUGUGACUAGAUUCUGACGUGAACAGCACAGUCCACCAUUGCAGUAGUUUGUAUUUUACAGUGCUUCUGUGAUUGCAAUUUAACCAGAACCAAGUCGGUUGGUUUCACUGCUGGGCUCUCCGUAUGUCAACCUGGAAUAUAGAUUUUACAUGAUAACUUUGGAAGAUGCUAUUUCACAUGGACACAAGAAGAAUUUUGACGCAAACAUCAGCAGCAAAGUUCUGGGACAAUGCUCUUUGUAUAUAGGUACUGGUACCUUUUUGUCCUAUCUAUUUUUCAAAAUUGGCUUUGAGUUGGGAUCGCAUUCUCAGAACAUUUUGUGCAGAGAUUUUAAAAGGCAAUUUGUAUAAAGAAGAUAAUGUAUUCUGAGAUUUCUUGGUACACAUGUUCAAUUUUCUUAAAGAUUGUGAAUUUUUGAGAUGAGAAUAUGAGAGAAACUGACAAUAUGUGUGUUGUUAAAGCACAGGGUCUGUUCUUUGCUUAGUAACUUUUCUUCAUUGCUAAAGUGUUAGAUCUUUUAUAGCUUUCUAGAAACUUUGUAUGCAUAUAAUAUCCCGUUAAAAUAAAUGGUCAAUUCUG
This is a messenger RNA of Esox lucius (northern pike), 4775 nucleotides long. RefSeq names its product TEA domain family member 1a (gene tead1a). Gene Ontology annotation, cellular component: transcription regulator complex. Gene Ontology annotation, biological process: embryonic organ development; hippo signaling; regulation of transcription by RNA polymerase II. The transcript is spliced from 14 exons. The coding region runs from base 1046 to 2329 and encodes 427 amino acids. Lineage: Eukaryota; Metazoa; Chordata; Actinopteri; Esociformes; Esocidae. The record is from RefSeq and is a predicted model, not a curated record. Gene Ontology annotation, molecular function: RNA polymerase II cis-regulatory region sequence-specific DNA binding; DNA-binding transcription factor activity, RNA polymerase II-specific.